Messenger RNA from Humulus lupulus (European hop), 375 nucleotides. RefSeq lists its product as uncharacterized. The coding region runs from base 1 to 375 and encodes 124 amino acids. NCBI's taxonomy places the organism in Eukaryota, Viridiplantae, Streptophyta, Magnoliopsida, Rosales, Cannabaceae. The record is from RefSeq and is a predicted model, not a curated record. The transcript has a single exon.
AUGAAAGAAGUUAGAAGAUUUGGAAAGAAAAGGAAGUUAAGUUCCAGAUUUGUAGGCCAGUUUGAAAUUCUAGAAAUAAUUAGGCAAGUGGCUUAUCGGUUAGCAUUGCCACCAGCAUUGUUAAGAGUGCACAAUGUAUUUCACGUAUCUAUGUUGAGAAAAUACAUAUCGGAUUCAUCUCAUGUGCUUAGUCAUGACACCUUGAGCUUACAUGAAAAUCUUUCAUAUGAGGAAAAGCCAGUACAGAUACUGGAUAAGAAAGACAAGGUGUUGAGAAACAAGACAAUUCCAUUGGUUAAGGUUCUAUGGAAGAAUAGUGCGGUGGAAGAAGCGACUCUGGAAUUGGAGUCGAACAUGAGAGAAAACUAUCCAUAA